AUGUCCAUAUUCCCAAUGAAGCAAGUCCAUCCGAGCUGUCUAGUAAUACACGACUCGAGAUUCACCAACCAGGAUAAUUACAACGUCUAUUGGCGUCCAAUGAAGUCUCGAACGUUGAAAAAUACCGACAUGAGUCAAUGCGUGACUCGUACAUGA
This is a messenger RNA of Sclerotinia sclerotiorum 1980 UF-70, 156 nucleotides long. RefSeq lists its product with no specific name. NCBI's taxonomy places the organism in Eukaryota, Fungi, Ascomycota, Leotiomycetes, Helotiales, Sclerotiniaceae. The coding region runs from base 1 to 156 and encodes 51 amino acids. The record is from RefSeq and is a predicted model, not a curated record. The transcript has a single exon.